AUGUACCACCCCAAAGCCCUCAUCCUCGCCCUCCUCUUCUCUCUUUCGCUGAUCCUUGCCGCCAAGUCUAGCGAGCAGCUCCAGAUCGGCGUCAAGUAUGUCCCGGAGGAAUGCCCUCUGAAGACCAGAAAGGGCGACAAGUUGUCUAUGCACUACACUGGUACUUUGGCUAAGGACGGGAGCAAGUUUGACAGCUCUUUGGAUCGAAACCAGCCUUUCGAGUUUACUCUCGGUGCUGGACAGGUCAUCAAGGGAUGGGACCAAGGUCUUCUCGACAUGUGUAUCUCUGAGAAGCGUAAGCUCACCAUCCCCCACACCCUCGCUUAUGGCGAGCGAGGCCACCUCCCUGUGAUUCCUCCCAAGAGCACUCUUGUCUUUGAAGUUGAACUUUUAGGCAUCAAGAACCGACACGUUGACGAACUCUAA
Messenger RNA from Cryptococcus amylolentus CBS 6039, 426 nucleotides. RefSeq names its product FK506-binding protein 2. NCBI's taxonomy places the organism in Eukaryota, Fungi, Basidiomycota, Tremellomycetes, Tremellales, Cryptococcaceae. Bases 1 to 426 code for a protein of 141 amino acids. The record is from RefSeq and is a predicted model, not a curated record. Gene Ontology annotation, molecular function: peptidyl-prolyl cis-trans isomerase activity. The transcript is spliced from 4 exons. Gene Ontology annotation, biological process: protein peptidyl-prolyl isomerization.